CAUAAAAAUAAUUAUUCAACAAUAAUGGAAAUCGAGAAAAACGAAAUAAAAAAUUUAUUGGACAAAGAAAUUUACAAUGAAAAGCAGGUUAAUUCAACAUUUCUCGAAGAAUUAUAUAACUUACGAAAGAAUAUUGUUUGGGAAUUCACAUCACUUCAUAUUUUAUGGCAUAUUAUUUCUAUUUAUGGAUAUAUGACUUAUCCAUUCGGGAGUCAUAAAUUAACAACACUUUGGUUUUUGUUGUAUGGACUGUACACUGGAUUUGGAAUAACCGGUGGUAUUCAUCGAUACUGGACACAUCGGACAUACAAAGCAAAAACGCCUCUUCGAUUAUUUUUGGCUGGUGCUUAUUAUGGUGCAGGCAUGUUUCCAAUACGACAAUGGGUCAAGAUUCACAGAAUUCAUCACAAAUAUACGGAUACGGAUUCCGAUCCGCAUAAUGCAAAGCGCGGUUUCUUUUAUUCACAUAUAGGAUGGCUGAUGCAGAAGAAGCAUCCGGAAUUUUACAAGCGGCUAAAGGAAAUCGACAUGACUGAUAUUAACGAAGAUCCCAUAGCAAAUUUCGGUGAUAAGCACUUUUAUAAAAUGAUGCUACUGAUAUCUUUUCUCAUACCAUCAUUGGUGCCAAUAAUUUUUUGGAAUGAAAAUUGGUACUGGGCAUUUAUGACCCAAACAUUUAUGCGAUAUGUGACAGUAUUAAAUUUUACCUCAUUGGUUAAUAGCGCUGCGCACUUGAUGGGAUCCAAACCGUUCAACAAAGAUAUAGAUCCAAGUGACAAUCGUCUAGUGGCAACUCUUGCGAUUGGAGAAGGUUGGCAUAAUUUUCAUCACGUUUUCCCCUGGGACUAUCGCACUGGUGGAAUUGGCAAUCACGAUAUUAAUGUUACAACAAUAUUAAUUAAUCAAUUCGCAAAAAUCGGCUGGGCUUAUGAUUUGAAAACUGCAAGUAAAGAUCUUGUUAUGGCAACGUGCAAAAAACGUGGAGACGGAUCAUUCACGAAUCAUUGGGAAGAAGUUCCAGAACCGAAGAAUUAAAGCAAAAAAAAAAAAAAAAUACAAAUUACUUGAUAAAUGGACAUUUUUUUAUUACAAUAUACUAUGUUCCAAUUUUUAAUAGACUGUUUUUCUCUAAAUUGUUGUUUCGCAAUAAAAUUUCGUUUGUCAAAAA
Messenger RNA from Leptopilina heterotoma, 1168 nucleotides. Its product is annotated as acyl-CoA Delta-9 desaturase-like. The record is from RefSeq and is a predicted model, not a curated record. Gene Ontology annotation, biological process: unsaturated fatty acid biosynthetic process. The coding region runs from base 25 to 1035 and encodes 336 amino acids. Gene Ontology annotation, cellular component: endoplasmic reticulum membrane. NCBI's taxonomy places the organism in Eukaryota, Metazoa, Arthropoda, Insecta, Hymenoptera, Figitidae. Gene Ontology annotation, molecular function: stearoyl-CoA 9-desaturase activity; iron ion binding. The transcript has 6 exons.